Molecule: messenger RNA, 5191 nt
Organism: Xenopus laevis (African clawed frog)
Lineage: Eukaryota; Metazoa; Chordata; Amphibia; Anura; Pipidae
Gene: col6a1.S
Product: collagen, type VI, alpha 1 S homeolog
Exons: 35
Coding region: 106-3240 (1044 amino acids)
Cellular component (GO): complex of collagen trimers; collagen trimer; extracellular matrix
Source: RefSeq, a predicted model, not a curated record
ACUUGUCUCAGGGCUCUCUCUUCUCAGUAGCGCAGGGUUUGGCUGAUUCUCCUUGGAUCCCUCACUCUUCCUCCAGCCGGACAGUCCGGGAUAUAGGGGGGCAUCAUGAAGAUGCUUCAAAGGCGCCUCCCGCUCACCGUCCUGCACCUCUUUCUUCUUGUUUGGGGUGGCAUGACCCAGCAGAAGCCUCAGGGUCCUAUUAAAGAUAUCAAUGGACUUCCAGUGGAGGGACCCACUAUAUCUGUUAGACCUGAUCCAGGGCCUGAUAAAGUCACUUUCCAAGACUGCCCUGUGGAUGUCUUCUUUGUGUUGGAUACAUCUGAGAGUGUUGCUUUGAGAGUGAAGCCUUUCAAGACCUUAGUGACACAAGUGAAGGAUUUUACCCAGAAAUUCAUUGAUAAACUGACCUCCAGGUAUUAUCGUUGCGACCGUAACCUGGUGUGGAAUGCAGGUGCUCUACACUACAGUGACGAGGUGAUCCUGAUCAAUGGCCUCACCAGGGAUAUGAAGACUUUGAGGGAUAACGUGGAGGCAGUUGAAUACAUUGGAAAAGGAACCCACACUGACUGUGCCAUUAAAAGGGGCAUUGAAGAAGUUCUCAUUGGAGGGUCACACCAAAAAGAGAACAAGUACCUCAUUGUCGUGACUGACGGACAUCCUCUGGAGGGCUACAAAGAGCCAUGUGGUGGUCUAGAAGAUGCAGCUAAUGAAGCCAAGCACUUGGGCAUCAAAGUCUUCUCUGUUGCCAUUUCACCAAAUCAUCUGGAGCCACGACUCAGUGUAAUUGCAUCUGAUGCAAGCCACAGGAGGAACUUCACAGCUACCAGUGCCGCUGGUCUGACUGAUGAGGAAAUAGACAAUACAAUUGACACCAUCAUUGAUAUGAUUAAAGAAAACGCUGAGCAGGGGUGCUGUACCUAUGAAUGCAGGCCCUCUCGUGGUUCUCCAGGAUCAGCAGGACCACCGGGUUAUGAAGGAGAAAUUGGAAAGCCAGGUCUUCCAGGAGAUCGAGGGUUACCAGGCGAUCCAGGUCGACAGGGUGAUAUUGGACCUGUGGGUUACCAAGGAAUGAAAGGUGACCAAGGUAUCCGAGGAGAGAAGGGUGGAAGAGGAGCCAAGGGAUCCAAAGGAGACAAAGGAAAGAGAGGAAUUGAUGGCAUUGAUGGACAGAAGGGAGAGGAUGGAUACAAUGGCCUUUCAGGGUGCAAAGGAUCUCCUGGGUUUGAUGGAGCCCCUGGAAGUCCAGGACCUAAAGGAGAUCCAGGACCAUAUGGCACAAAAGGAGAAAAGGGUGUCCCUGGAACUCCUGGAACUGCUGGAAGACCUGGAAACACUGGAAACACCGGAGACAAGGGAGAUCCAGGUUCUAAUGGUUCACCAGGAGAAAAAGGAGAGUCUGGGGAUGAGGGUGAUGCUGGAGCUGAUGGGUCUCCUGGAAAACGCGGUGAGGCUGGAGAGCAAGGUCCUUCUGGAGUAUCUGGGGCAAGAGGAGGUAGAGGAGAAAAGGGUGAACCUGGCCCACCAGGAGACCAAGGACGUGAUGGGCCAGCUGGUCCUUUUGGUGAUCCAGGAGAAGCUGGGCCUCAGGGACCCAAAGGAUACAGAGGGGAUGAAGGACCACGAGGUCCAGAGGGGCCUAAAGGACCAAGAGGAGCCAAAGGCUUACCCGGAGAACAAGGCAUCGCUGGGGAGAGAGGAGAUGAUGGCCGCCCAGGAAAUGGUACUGAUGGCUUCCCAGGAUUCCAGGGCUAUCCUGGUAGCCGAGGAGACCCUGGUUCAAACGGAACAAAAGGUUAUCCUGGACCUAAGGGAGACGAAGGAGAACAAGGGGAACCUGGUGAUGAUAAUGUAAGUCCAGGACCUCCUGGUCCCAAAGGAGCAAAGGGAUAUAGAGGACCAGAAGGGCCACCGGGACCUCCCGGACCUUCAGGUCCUCCAGGCCCAGAUGAGUGUGAGAUUCUGGAUAUCAUAAAGAGGAUGUGCUCAUGCUGUGAAUGUACUUGUGGUCCUUUAGACCUCCUGUUCGUGGUUGACAGCUCUGAGAGUAUUGGCCUUUCCAACUUCCAGAUCUCCAAAGAUUUUAUCAUAAAGGUCAUUGAUCGUCUGAGUCGUGAUGAACAUGUCAAGUUCGAUGCUGACAAUUCACAUAUUGGAGUGGUGCAGUACAGCCACGGACAGACUCAAGAAGUUGUAGCCAUGGGAGACUCCACCAUCCAAUCCAUUGGACAACUAAAGGAGGCUGUGAAGAAUCUAAAGUGGAUUGCUGGUGGUACUUGGACUGGGGAAGCUCUUGCUUUCACCAAAGAUAAUCUCUUGAAACGGUUCACAUUAGAGAAGAAAAUAGCACUUGUGCUUACGGACGGACAUUCUGAUAUCCUGAGGGACAAAACUCCAUUAAAUACACUGUGUGAAGUUACUCCGGUUGUGUCAGUGGGAGUAGGGGACAUUUUCCAAAAUGCUCCUAACUCAGAUCAGUUGGUGCAGAUUUCUUGUGGUGGAAAACCUUAUUCAAAGGGGCUGUCCUUGCAGCGAACCACCUUUGCAGAGCUUCUGGACGAUGGCUUUCUGCACAAUGUUACUUCUCAUAUGUGCAGUGAUAGGAAGUGUCCGGAUUAUACCUGCCCUAUAACAUAUGAAGGUCCAGCAGACAUCACACUGCUUGUAGACAGCUCUACUAGAGUUGGGAAUCAGCACUUCCAGACCAGCAAAAGCUUUGUGAAGCUCUUGGCACAACGUUUUAUAAAGGCCAAACCCCCUCCAUCAGGCUCUGCACGUGUGUCAGUGGUGCAAUACAGUGGGCAAAACCAGCAGAACGUGGAGGCACAAUUUGUGUCCAAUUACACAGUGCUAGAAGUUCCAGUGGAUAAUAUGCAGUUCAUAAAUGGUGCUACAAAUGUGGUAUCUGCCCUGCGUGCUGUGACAGAGCUGUACCGUGAAGAUAGUUUGCCAGGGGUGAGCAAAAAACUGCUGGUUUUCUCCGAUGGGAAUACACAGGAGGAGAAGGGCUUGCUGAAAGCUGUGCAAGAUGCUCAGGCAGCAGGCAUUGAGAUUUAUGUUUUGGCAGUGGGGAGCCGUCUUAAUUAUGCCAAUCUUCAGGUUAUGCUAACAGGCUCUGCUGCAGAUAUUGCUGGCCCAUUCCCAGAGGAAAGACUGUUCCGCGUUCCUGAUUAUGCUUCUCUCCUUCAAGGUGUGCGUUAUCAGUCCAUCAGUCGUCGAAUAUCCCUUAAAUCCUCCCAGUAAAAUGAAAAUGGAGCAGCUCAGCUCCUACUGAUCACACACUGAGCCUGAGCAUGAAACUCCAGAACACCACAGGAAAUGUGAUCUAAGAGUAAGCCAUAGGAACCCUCCUUCACUUCCAUGAACGCAGUUCCACCCUAUGGGCCUCUUGCACCUUUUAUUGGACUAAAAAUGCACAUUUUAUUGGACCAAAUGAAAAACCGAGAUGUCAUCUUUACAUAAAGCACAUGUCAAUCUCUUCUAUUUGAUUAAUAUUGCAACCAUUUUCAUGACGGUUAACAGUAGAAAAAUGCCAAGAUCCAAACACUUGCAUUUAUUAACAUAUCAUGCUUACUGAUUCAUUUUCUUUCUUUAAAUCAAAGUUUUUUUUCCUAUUACUGCAUAAUGAUUGAGCAAAAUUCUGUAAAGGCUGUUUAAGGAGAACUAAAGUUACAUGACUUGACAUUCUAAUGUACUGUACCAGGGCUUAACAAAGUGCAUGUUGUUUCCUUGCCUUUAGGGAAGCUUAGUCCAUGAAUCUGAUUGCAGACAGCCCCAGAAUUUUCUAAAUGUUACAAGACAUUAUUGCUCCUUUAAAAGGUAUUAGAGGUAGGGAGGCUGACAGUGUUGCAGAAUUUGAUACAAUUUUAAAGUUUGGUUUAUCUAGAAAUAUCCAUAAAGAUUUUAGUCCCUAGGUAGUCACUAGGUAAAUAUUCCCCUUGUUCAGAAGUCUUAUUUUUAUAACUUUUUUCCUCUCUACUUGUUCACGCAAAUGUCCACAGAAGCUCUAAUGCUCCACUGCCUUAUGUCCAAAUAAAUGUUUUAUUAUGCUCUAUGAACAGAACUUGUAGGAAAAGAUGAUGAUCAGGAGAAAUGUAAGUUGGAAAAUGGUGAUGUUGGGAAAGAGAUGCAGGUCAUAAGGUUGAACGUAUAGAAAAUGUAGUGACAGUUUCCACCUGCCACCCUAAGUCCAAUGCUACUUUAUAUCUUGUGCACUUCUGCAACCCAACAAAAAGUUCUGCCAAUGACAGAACAUUAUAAGGCUCUCUCUGUGUGCAUGCUAAACUUCUUCCUUACUACUCUCAGAUGUUACCCCCUUUGUCAUAUUAUAGAAUAUACAAAGUCACUGUAAAAGUAGCAGAGAGUGAAAUAGCCAAAGCCAUACAUUUGUAUUUUUCCUGUUAAACAUGUUACAAAAUACCAAAAUGUCAUCACAAGGUGAAGGUCUACUUGCUGAUCACAAAUGCACAUAUGUUUUUGUAAUCUCUGGUUUGGCUGUAAAGAACUGUAUGAACUUCACAUGACUCUUCCUGGGAAAAUCUGUUAUGGUAAACACUUACAAACACCCGUGGGUCAACUUGAUCUUCUGCUAGGAGUCCAUAUGUGAAAACUACUCCCAUAUCAAACUACAUUGCUUGAAGAAGACAAAAAGUGCAUUGCACAGAUGAAGAGAACGUCCUUAAGUGCUAGAGUACCUUCUACAUUCCUAUUUCUUAUAUUGUAAAAAUUGUCUUGCUUGCCAAUAAAGUAACUAAUGAGUGGUAACAAUAAUAUCUGGUUACAAAGAUAAAUCCAAGAUGCUUUGUUUCAUAGUUUACUCAUGUUUACAUUCAGUGUUUCACAAAGCAAUCAGUGGAUUUAUUAGAGCCAUUAGGGACCAUUAGCCAGUUCCUUACUCUCUUGUUUACCUUUGUCUGCAUAUUUGCAGACUUAUGCAUGACACACAAGCAAGGAGAGGGGGUGCAAGGAAGAGACAUACAUUUAUUAUUGGUGCUAUAUUCAUACAAAAAAAGUCUCAUGUGAAUGUUGUCCUUUGACCAAUUUUUCCUGUAGGUACAGGUAGUAUCUAGAAUGUUUUGAAGUGCCAGAAACUGGGUGGGUGGUGAAACAUCUCCUGUGGUUGGAGGCCCACAGAUCCUCCUUUUGAUGCAACCUGUAGUCAUGUUGGUCUCUAAAUAAAAGGGUUUUCCCACAA